UGCUCACAUGCAUAUUAGCAACCAGUCCUUUAUGAUUUGAAUUAAUGAGAAAAAGAGGAUUCUAGUUGAAAACUAUAGUGUAUUUGGUAUACAUUGAAAAAAAUGAAUUUGGGCGAUGAAUUUCCGAAUUUUACCGCUGAUACAACUAUAGGAGAGAUCAAAUAUCAUGAUUGGCUUGGAGAUUCAUGGGGUUUGUUUUUUACUUACCCGGCUGAUUUCGCUCCAGUCUGCACCACUGAAUUAGCUAAGGUUGUCAAGCUAUAUCCUGAAUUUGUUAAAAGGAAUGUAAAACCUAUAGCACUUUCAUGUGAUACUGUAGAAUCACAUAAUAAAUGGAUUGAGGAUAUUAAAGUGUUUGCAGAGCAUUCAGCUGAAGGGUUUCCGUAUCCAAUUAUAAGUGAUGAAGGAAGAGAUUUAGCGUGUCAAUUGAACAUGUUAGAUCCUGAAGAAAAAGACAAAGAUGGAAUUCCUCUAACAGCAAGAGCUGUCUUCAUUAUUGACAACAAAAAGAAAAUGAGGCUUUCGAUAUUAUAUCCAUCCAAUGUCGGAAGGAGUAUUGAUGAAAUACUCAGGACAAUAGAUGCUUUAAUGUUGACUGACAAAUAUAAAGUUGCAACUCCAGUUGACUGGAAGGUUGGCCAAGCCGCUAUGAUUCAGCCAACAGUAAGUGAUGAAGAGGCAAAGAAAUUAUUUCCAGUUAUGACAGUAGUUGCCCUACCUUCUGGAAAUAAAUAUAUCAGACAAAGCCAUGUUUAAAUUUUAAGAGUUCGAUUUAAUUUCAAAUGAAAAAUGUUUCUUUUUCUGAGCUGGAUCUGUAUAAAUUUAUAGAAUAAUGUAUAUGAAAAUGUUCUGUAUUUUUGUUCAAAAAAAAUAAUCAUUCAUAUGAUAUUACAGAAAUACAAUGUUUUUGUUUCAUGUUAUUUAAAAAAAAGCUAUGUAAAUGAAAAAAUAAUACAUAAGUUGGAUGAAA
Molecule: messenger RNA, 970 nt
Organism: Harmonia axyridis
Lineage: Eukaryota; Metazoa; Arthropoda; Insecta; Coleoptera; Coccinellidae
Product: peroxiredoxin-6
Exons: 3
Coding region: 103-756 (217 amino acids)
Biological process (GO): cell redox homeostasis; cellular oxidant detoxification
Cellular component (GO): cytosol; mitochondrion
Molecular function (GO): peroxiredoxin activity
Source: RefSeq, a predicted model, not a curated record